GAAGAGAACGUAAAGACAUUGCCACCUCUAUUUGAAGAUUCUGAUCCGGAAGAUAUUGUCAUCUUGGUGGCGGAUAUGUUGAACAGAUUAACGACACAUAACGAUUCAUUGCCUCUCCAUCCUUCUUCGCUUACCCGCUUUCACUCAAGAGCAGCACCAGGAAUAACGAUUUUAUCUUAUCUACGACGGAUAGCAAAAUACACAUCAUUGGAAAAAUCAUGCAUGCUUAUCCUUUUGGUAUACAUUGAUCGCGUUUGUCAACGUAUUGCCGGUUUCACAAUUUGCAGCUUGACCGUUCACAGAUUCGUUUGUGCGGCUGUUGUUUGUUCAAGCAAAGCAUUAUGUGAUGCAUUCAGUACAAAUGGUCAUUAUGCUCGUGUUGGAGGAAUAUCGUUAAUCGAAUUAAAUAUGUUGGAAAAAGAAUUUCUCAAUAUUAUUGAUUGGAAAUUAUCUUGCAGCGGAGCACUUUUACAACAUUAUUAUACCAGCUUGGUCAGAUCACAUGAAUCG
This is a messenger RNA of Meira miltonrushii, 510 nucleotides long. RefSeq names its product cyclin-domain-containing protein. The transcript has a single exon. Gene Ontology annotation, cellular component: cyclin-dependent protein kinase holoenzyme complex; nucleus. NCBI's taxonomy places the organism in Eukaryota, Fungi, Basidiomycota, Exobasidiomycetes, Exobasidiales, Brachybasidiaceae. Gene Ontology annotation, molecular function: protein kinase binding; cyclin-dependent protein serine/threonine kinase regulator activity. The annotation marks the transcript as partial. Gene Ontology annotation, biological process: regulation of cyclin-dependent protein serine/threonine kinase activity. The record is from RefSeq and is a predicted model, not a curated record.